Pteropus alecto (black flying fox) is the source of this 1112-nucleotide messenger RNA. RefSeq names its product mitochondrial ribosomal protein L50 (gene MRPL50). The record is from RefSeq and is a predicted model, not a curated record. The transcript has 2 exons. Bases 65 to 544 code for a protein of 159 amino acids. Gene Ontology annotation, cellular component: mitochondrial large ribosomal subunit; mitochondrion. NCBI's taxonomy places the organism in Eukaryota, Metazoa, Chordata, Mammalia, Chiroptera, Pteropodidae.
UUGGAUAAUCCUGGAGCGUCCCUGCCGGCCUGGUCGGAGCUCUAGCCUGUAGCUGUCCUCCGAGAUGGCGGCUGUUUCAGGGCUGCGUUUUACCAGAAGAGGCCUCACGUGGAUGAUCGCAGGGACGCCACGCAGAGAAUUUUGGUCUCGAUUCAGAGAAGAGAAAAAGCCAGUAGUGGCAGAGAUUGUGGAAGAGGUGAAGAAAGAACCUACCCUGGUGUGCCCACCCUUACGAAGCCGAGCAUACAUACCACCUGAAGACCUCCAGAAUCGUUUGCAAUCUCAUGUCAAAGAAAUUUUUGGCUCAUCUGCUUCUAGCAAUUGGAAGGACACCUCCUUGGAAGAUGGUCACUUGAAGUUCAGGUUCUUGGCACAUUUAGCUGAUGACUUGGGCCAUGCAGUGCCUAACUCCAGGCUUCACCAGAUGUGCAGUGUCAGAGAUGUUCUUGAUUUCUAUAAUGUGCCUGUUCAAGAUAGAUCCAAAUUUGAUGAACUGAUUGCCAGUAAUCUGCCUUCCAAUUUAAAAAUCACUUGGGGUUACUGAGCAGUUCAGAAGAGGAGCACAUUGAAAUCAUUUUUUCCCCCUGAGCAAAGGGGCUGCUUAUCAUAUCUUUUGAUGCUUUGCCAUGUGAAACACUGUCAGAACUGUUCUCUAAAACCAUUUUUUCUGUGGAAAAAUGCAUCAUUAUUUUUCUCCUAUCAUUAUGAUUUGACAAUAGGAUUUUAUUUUUUUUACAUUUGUUCAAACUUUUUUUUUAAAGGAAUCAAGUCAUUAAUAAUUUAUGAAAAUCUUCUCUUGAGGAUACUAAUUAACUUGGGUUUAAGAUAUGAAGCUACUUGUUCAGACGUGGUCUUUAUUCUUCAUAGCCAUAAAAUAAUAGAUGCAAGAAAAUGUUUUAAUCUUUUUAGUACUCUAAACCUAAGAUAGUAUUAUACAUAAUAUAUAUACAAAUAAGGAAACUUAGAUAUUUAUAAAAGAAACAUAAAAGUCUAUUGUAUAUUAUAGAACUUUGUUUCUUUCACAGUUUGCUUUACUGUACAAGUAGAAAUAGUAGAAAGUGAUACUGUUCUGGAUUAAUCUCUUGGAAUUAAAGUAGAUUUCUUGAUGUGCA